AACCGCCGGGCCCUCGACGCCGCUUCUCCGGCCCCCGGGACCGCGCUGAUUUGUUUCACCCUCGCGUUGUGCAGAAGUGAAGUGAAGUAAAAUGUCCACUAGGACCCCGCUGCCGACGGUGAAUGAACGGGACACUGAGAACCACACGUCACAUGGAGACGGGCGGCAAGAAGUUACCUCUCGCACUGGGCGCUCUGGAGCACGAUGUAGAAACUCUGUAGCUUCCUGUGCAGAUGAACAACCUCACAUUGGAAACUACAGACUGUUGAAAACAAUCGGCAAGGGGAAUUUUGCAAAAGUGAAAUUGGCAAGACACAUCCUUACAGGCAGAGAGGUUGCAAUAAAAAUAAUUGACAAAACUCAGUUGAAUCCAACAAGUCUACAAAAGCUCUUCAGAGAAGUAAGAAUAAUGAAGAUUUUAAAUCAUCCAAACAUAGUGAAGUUAUUCGAAGUCAUUGAAACUGACAAAACACUCUACCUAAUCAUGGAGUAUGCCAGUGGAGGUGAAGUGUUUGACUAUUUGGUUGCACAUGGAAGAAUGAAGGAAAAAGAAGCAAGAGCUAAAUUUAGACAGAUAGUGUCUGCAGUCCAGUACUGCCACCAAAAGCGGAUUGUCCACAGAGACCUCAAGGCUGAAAAUCUAUUGUUAGAUGCUGAUAUGAACAUUAAAAUAGCUGACUUUGGUUUUAGCAAUGAAUUUACUGUUGGCAGUAAACUGGAUACGUUUUGUGGCAGUCCUCCGUAUGCAGCCCCAGAGCUCUUCCAGGGCAAGAAAUACGACGGGCCGGAAGUGGACGUGUGGAGCCUCGGCGUCAUUCUUUACACUCUAGUCAGCGGGUCACUCCCCUUUGAUGGACAGAACCUAAAGGAACUGAGAGAGAGAGUAUUAAGAGGGAAAUACAGAAUCCCUUUCUACAUGUCCACAGACUGUGAAAACCUUCUCAAACGUUUCCUGGUGCUAAAUCCAAUAAAACGAGGCACUCUAGAGCAAAUCAUGAAGGACAGGUGGAUCAAUGCAGGGCAUGAGGAAGAUGAACUAAAACCAUUUGUUGAACCAGAACUGGACAUCUCAGACCAGAAAAGAAUAGAUAUUAUGGUGGGAAUGGGAUAUUCACAAGACGAAAUUCAAGAAUCUCUUAGUAAGAUGAAAUAUGAUGAAAUCACAGCUACAUACUUGUUGUUGGGGAGAAAAUCUUCAGAGCUGGAUGCUAGUGAUUCCAGUUCUAGCAGCAAUCUUUCACUUGCUAAGGUUAGGCCAAGCAGUGACCUCAACAACAGUACUGGCCAGUCUCCUCACCACAAAGUCCAGAGAAGUGUUUCUUCAAGCCAGAAGCAGAGGCGGUACAGUGACCACGCUGGACCAGCUAUUCCUUCAGUUGUGGCGUAUCCAAAAAGGAGUCAGACCAGCACUGCAGACGGCGACCUCAGAGAAGAUGGAGUUCCCUCCCGGAAACCAGGCGGCAGUGCUGCUGGAGGAAAGGGAGUUGCUCCAGCCAGUCCCAUGCUUGGGAGUGCAAGUAAUCCCAACAAGGCAGAUAUUCCUGAACGCAAGAAGAGCUCCACCGUCCCUGGUAGUAAUACAGCAUCUGGUGGAAUGACGCGGCGGAAUACUUAUGUUUGCAGUGAAAGAACUACAGCUGAUAGACAUUCAGUAAUUCAUAAUGGCAAAGAAAACAGCCUGAUGGAAAUGUUCGCUUACGCAGCUAGCCCUGCCUCUGUUUGUAAGACAUCUUCCACCUGUCGGCUGCGACAUCACAAGUCGAUGUCCAUGUCAGGCUCUGGGCGCCCCAAGAUGAUGUUACCUCCAAUAGACAGUGAAGGAGAUAACUUCAAGGCUAUCACUAUUCCUGACCAGAGAGCUCCAGUUGCUUCAACACACAGUAUUAGCAGCGCCACCACCCCAGAUCGAACCCGCUUCCCAAGAGGCACUGCCAGUCGUAGCACUUUCCACGGCCAGCCCCGGGAGCGGCGCACUGCCACGUAUAACGGCCCGCCUGCUUCACCCAGCCUGUCCCAUGAAGCCACACCAUUGUCGCAGACUCGAAGCCGAGGCUCCACUAAUCUUUUUAGUAAAUUAACUUCCAAACUCACGAGGAGAAACAUGUCAUUCAGGUUUAUCAAAAGGCUUCCAACUGAAUAUGAGAGGAACGGGAGAUAUGAGGGCUCAAGUCGCAACGUAUCUGCUGAGCAAAAGGAGGAAAACAAAGAAGCAAAACCUCGUUCCCUGCGCUUUACCUGGAGCAUGAAAACCACUAGUUCCAUGGAUCCCAAUGACAUGAUGCGGGAAAUCCGCAAAGUGCUGGACGCCAAUAACUGUGACUACGAGCAGAGAGAGCGCUUCUUACUCUUCUGUGUCCACGGCGACGGGCACGCGGAGAGCCUCGUGCAGUGGGAGAUGGAAGUAUGCAAGCUGCCAAGACUGUCUCUGAACGGGGUCCGGUUUAAGCGGAUAUCAGGGACGUCCAUAGCUUUCAAAAAUAUCGCUUCCAAAAUUGCCAAUGAGCUAAAGCUGUAACCCAGUAAUUAUGGUGUAAAUUAAGUAGCAAUUUAAAGUGUUUUCCUGAACACUGAUGGAAAUGUAUAGAAUAAUAUUUAGGCAAUAACGUCUGCAUCUUCUAAAUCAUGAUAUUAAAAUAUAAGGACGAGAGCACGCCUGGGAGCGAAAGCUGGCCUUUUUUCUACGAAUGCACUACAUUAAAGACGUGUGACACGUGUGCCCUCUGUCUUAUUUCCAUUGCCCUGAAAGUCAGCGUGUGACAUCCAUCUCCACGUGCCUCCUGUCUGUGCGGGUGUGAGAGUGGACGGUGUGUGUGUGAAGUAGUGCUACGGAAGCAUCUCCUUACACUGGCAACCAGAGUUGUUACGAGUACCUCUGUGGGAGAUUAUUUGGUGCUAAAACAUUAAAAUUGCCAAGGAGGAAAAUACUGAAUUACUACUAAGAAUUAACUUUAAGACUAGUUGGUAAUUAAUGCAGGUUUACAGUUCAUGCCUGUGGUUUUGUGUUUGUUGUUUCGUGUUUUUUUUUAGUGCAAAAGGUUUAAAUUUAUAGUUGUGAACAUUGCUUGUGUGUGUUUUUCUAAGUAGAUUCACAAGAUAAUUAAAAAUUCACUUUUUCUGAGUAAAA
Orcinus orca (killer whale) is the source of this 3124-nucleotide messenger RNA. RefSeq names its product microtubule affinity regulating kinase 3 (gene MARK3). The transcript has 19 exons. NCBI's taxonomy places the organism in Eukaryota, Metazoa, Chordata, Mammalia, Artiodactyla, Delphinidae. Gene Ontology annotation, biological process: protein phosphorylation; intracellular signal transduction. The record is from RefSeq and is a predicted model, not a curated record. The coding region runs from base 92 to 2515 and encodes 807 amino acids. Gene Ontology annotation, cellular component: cytoplasm; plasma membrane. Gene Ontology annotation, molecular function: ATP binding; protein serine/threonine kinase activity.